Peromyscus eremicus (cactus mouse) is the source of this 933-nucleotide messenger RNA. RefSeq names its product olfactory receptor 6C75-like. The record is from RefSeq and is a predicted model, not a curated record. Gene Ontology annotation, cellular component: membrane. NCBI's taxonomy places the organism in Eukaryota, Metazoa, Chordata, Mammalia, Rodentia, Cricetidae. Gene Ontology annotation, biological process: G protein-coupled receptor signaling pathway. The transcript has a single exon. The coding region runs from base 1 to 933 and encodes 310 amino acids. Gene Ontology annotation, molecular function: G protein-coupled receptor activity; olfactory receptor activity.
AUGAGGAAUGGGACAACUGUCCAGGACUUUAUCCUGGAGGGAUUUCCUGCUGUCCAGCACCUGGGGAUCCUCCUCUUCUCAGUGCUCCUGCUGGCAUACCUGGCCUCCAUCACAGGAAAUGUAGUCAUUGUCUCCAUUGUCUGCACCAAUGCCCGUCUGAAAACCCCCAUGUACUUUUUCCUUAGCAUUUUCUCCUUGGUUGAGUGUUGUUUUACCAGUUCUGUCAUCCCUAAGUUGUUGGCUAUAUUUCUUUUAGGGAAACAAGCAAUUUCCUUUGUCACCUGUUUCAUACAAGCCUUCGUCUUUGUAUUUAUCGGGGCAUUUGGUUUUCUUCUCAUAGCUGUGAUGUCGGUGGACAGGUGUGUGGCUAUCUGCAGGCCUCUUCAUUACCCCACCAUCAUGAACCCGAGGACCUGCACCCUCCUAAUCAUGGCCUGCCUUACUACAACCUUCACCCUUAUCACUUGGGUAGUAGUGAAGGUAUCCCAGUUAUCCUUCUGUGGCCCCCAUGUCAUCCCACACUUCUUCUGUGACCUCGGCCCUCUGAUCCGCCUCUCCUGCUCUGACACCAGCUCUGUGGAAACUCUGACUUUUGGUCUUGCUUUGCUUCUCCUUCUCUCGUCCCUCACUAUAACCAUCACUUCAUACAGCAGCAUAGUCGUCAUGAUCGUGCGUCUCCCAUCAGCCAAGGAGCGACAGAAGGCUUUCUCCACCUGCUCCUCUCACCUCAUUGUCCUCUCGCUGAUGUAUGGCAGCUGUAUAUUUAUAUACGUGAAACCAAAGCAAACAAGCAGGCUGGAAUCCAACAGAGAGGCUGCUCUCAUGAACACAGUGGUGACGCCGCUUCUGAACCCUGUCAUCUACACCCUGCGCAACAAGCAGGUCCACCAGGCUCUGAGAGAGACUGUGUGCAGAAUAAAAAUACCAAGAUAA